Acaulospora morrowiae is the source of this 864-nucleotide messenger RNA. Lineage: Eukaryota; Fungi; Glomeromycota; Glomeromycetes; Diversisporales; Acaulosporaceae. The record is from the annotation of a GenBank genome assembly.
AUGUCAGAUCUUGAAAAUGAAGAAAAAUCUGAAGAAUUCAUGUUUGAUCCCACCUUCAAAAAGAAAAAGAAAAAGAAACCCAAAGUAGCUUUUGAAACCGAAAUUGAGCAAGAGGAAGAGGGCGAUAAUCAGGCCAGAAAUGCUCCGGCCGACGAAAAUGAAAAAGAGGUUGAAGAGGAAACACCUGCUGAACCUUCUGAUUUUACUGAUUUGCCCAAAAUUAAGAAAAAGAAAAAGAAAACCAUGACCGAAUUCAUAGAACAGUUAAAUGACGAAGCAGAAAAAGAUGUUCGAGCAGAUGAUGACUUAUUUGUUCCAGAAAGCGAGCAGAUGGAUAAAGAAACAAAAUUUGAGGAAGCAUGGCUUAGUUCUGAUCGAGAUUAUACGUAUCAAGAACUCUUGGGUCGGGUUUUCCAUAUUCUUCGGCAAAAUAACCCAGAGCUUGCUGGAGAAAAGAAACGAUACACAAUUGCUCCUCCAUCGGUUCAUCGUGAAGGAAACAAGAAAACAAUUUUUGCUAAUGUUAUUGAUAUUUGCAAGAAAAUGCAUAGGCAACCUGAACAUGUAAUUCAGUUCUUAUUUGCCGAGUUAGGUACUAGUGGUUCAAUUGAUGGUUCGCAACGACUUAUUAUCAAGGGACGUUUCCAACAAAAACAGCUUGAAAAUGUUUUGCGACGAUACAUUGUUGAAUAUGUUACAUGUAAAACCUGCAAGUCUCCUGAUACGAUCUUAACGAAAGAAAAUCGUAUUUUCUUCCAACAAUGUGAAAGUUGUGGAUCUAUGCGAUCGGUUUCCGCAAUUAAGACUGGUUUCAAAGCUCAAACAGAAAAAAGAGCAGCUCAAAGAAGGGCCGCUGUACAAUAG